Molecule: messenger RNA, 2560 nt
Organism: Oncorhynchus nerka (sockeye salmon)
Lineage: Eukaryota; Metazoa; Chordata; Actinopteri; Salmoniformes; Salmonidae
Product: myelin regulatory factor-like protein
Exons: 18
Coding region: 293-2560 (755 amino acids)
Biological process (GO): protein autoprocessing; positive regulation of DNA-templated transcription
Cellular component (GO): endoplasmic reticulum membrane; nucleus
Molecular function (GO): sequence-specific DNA binding; DNA-binding transcription factor activity
Source: RefSeq, a predicted model, not a curated record
GCAGGGUAUGUGAAUGGUUUUUACCUUUCAGACCAGAGAACAAAGUACACAGGAGAGACGCCUGUGACAUACAUUAUUCUGGAUACACAAUUCUGGGAAUAUUAUUGUCAACACCAAAAGGCCUAAAUCUACCGAAACAACUACCUGAGUGGGUGAACAAACGUGGAGUAACUGGGCUCUGAGGAUUUAAUGGAUAUUGUUUGCCAAAUGGAUUGUACCUGAAGUCGGAGAGAAGGUUGUCAACGGAACUACCAGCCAGGACUCCAUUUUGGAGAAAAGGCAGCUGAUCACCAUGGAGCCCCCCGGAGGACUCCCGGUGCCCGUUGAUGUUCUGGGAGAGAAUGAAGCGCUGCAGCAGUUCUUUGACGGAUGCCAGGAUAUGAGUGGGGUCCUGGAGAGUGCUGUGGUGGACACCAGCAUACUGGAACAGUACCUCAGCAACGACAUGGACCCAACAUUCAUGUUACCAGAGUCACCACCAGAUUCUGGUUCAGAACCGUGUUCACCUCCGCAAAUACCAGACGUGAGCUACGGCUACCAGGAAGUCUUCCAGACAGUGACACGUCCUCCAGCCUCAUCAUGCCGAUAUAAAGAGCUGGCACCACAACCCCCACCACACCCAGGACUGCCAUACCACCAGGGGCUGACUAACUCUUACACCAAGGCAGGCACAUGUCCAGGCUCACUGCCCCACAACCCCCCUCCACCACCCCCACUACCUGAGCCCAGGGAGAGCUAUAUACAGUCUAACACUGCCCCCACACCGCCUGUCCACCACAAGGCUCUCCAGCAGCAUCAGCCUCCUCCACGCCAAGGCCUGGCAGACAGCUACCCCAGGGCCAACGCACCCCCGGUCCCAGAACUACCUCCAGGCCAAGCCCCAUACCUAGCCCCAGGCCUCGGGCUGCCCUCAUCCUGCCUACUACCUGUGUCUGGAUGCCCUUCAGAACCAGGAUAUUCAUACCUGCCUCCCACAGCUGGUCAAUACACAGGGAAGAGAAGACGAACAGAACCCCUUGAGGUACAGAACCAUUUAGCGGCUGUUCCUAUAGCAGGGGGCUCUGAGAGGGGAGGCGGUGACGUCCCGUCCUAUGACAGUGACGGGGCCACAGAUGGGGUGGGGACCUAUCAGCUCCUCACCUGGGAUCGCUACCAGCCUGGGCUGUGGACACCGCUCUACAACAGUAACUAUGACAUCCUCCCUUCCCCCGGUUACCAUGUGGACACCGAUAAAGGUUUCAACUACUCCACAGCUGACGAGUCCUUCGUGUGUCAGAAAAAGAACCACUUUCAGGUCACAGUUCACGUAGGGAUGGCCGGAGACCCCCUGUACGUCAAAACACCCAACGGCCCUGCGCCGAUAGAGAGCUUCCACGUCAAGGUGUUUGGCGUGAAGCUUGAGGCACAGACUCACAAAGUCACCAUAGAGCAGUCCCAGCCGGAUCGCAGCAAGAAACCAUUCCUGCCAGUCAAAGUGAGUCUACCAGGGGACAAGAUCACUAGAGUUACUCUGGGAAGACUGCACUUCAGUGAGACCACUGCCAACAACAUGAGGAAAAAGGGUAAACCCAACCCUGACCAGAGGUACUUCCUGAUGGUGGUGGGUCUGUACGCCACAGUGAGGGAAGAGAGUUACCUGCUGAUAGCGUUCAUGUCAGAGAGGAUCGUAGUCAGGGCGUCGAACCCGGGCCAGUUUGAGAACGACAGUGAGGUGUUGUGGCAGCGAGGACAGGCUCCGGACGCGGUGGUGUACCAGGGGAGGGUGGGCAUCAACACAGACACCCCCGAUGAAGCCCUGGUGGUCUGUGGCAACGCUAAGAUCAUGGGGCAGGUUAUGCAUCCCUCCGACCGCCGCGCAAAACACAACAUACAAGAGGUGGAUUCAACAGAACAGUUGAAGAGAAUAUCUCAGAUGAGGAUUGUGGAGUAUGACUACAAGCCUGAGUUCGCCUCAGAGAUGGGGAUCGAUCACAUACAUGAAACGGGCGUCCUAGCCCAGGAGGUGAAGGAGCUGCUGCCCACUGCUGUCAAAGUGGUGGGGGACAUCACCUGCAGCGACGGAGAGAGGAUCCGCAACUUCCUCAUGGUGGACAAAGAGCAGAUCUUCAUGGAGAAUGUAGGGGCUGUGAAGCAGCUGUGCAAGGUGACUGACAACCUGGAGAACAGGAUUCAGGAGCUAGAGGGGUGGAACACACGGUCAGCCAAGCUAAAGGACAUGGGCAGCCCUGCUAACAGCAGAAACCCUGCUAACAGCAGCACUACAGGAAAAAUAAACAGACACAGCAGUGUUCCACCACCACAGAAGCCAACACCUCUCAAAUCUGUCAAGGCAAAGUUCCACCACUGCGUAAAACACAAGUUUGUGCAAGUCAGCAUGAUCAUUCUGGUAGCAACAAUGGCUUUCUGUUCUAUUGCCAUCACAGCUCUCUACAUGCUGACUCUGAGAGACGACGCCGGCAUGCUGCUUCCUGGAAACACCAACGAGACUACUGUGCAUCCUCUUUACACCACAACAGUCAGGACUACCUCAGUAAACCCAACAACCACCCUUCUCAGGUGA